AUGUCGAAGUUAGUGUUCACAACAAAAGGGAAAGAACACAUUAUUAAGAAGAACGUCAUUCACAACCUCCAAUCUAGUGCUUCAUAUAGAAUUGGAAACACACAAGUAGUUUGUGGGAUUAGUACUGAGAUAGUUCAAAUGAUUCAAGAUGGAAAAGAACCACAACACAUUGAGGUCGAAAUAAAAAGAAGUGGAUUAAAUGAAGAUAAAUCAGCUAUGAUUGAGAGUAUUCAGAAGUGGAUAGAAGAAGUAUUGAAUGACAAAGAUCUAUUUGGGAAUCGAGAAAAAUUUAUAGUUAGUACAGAAGACAAAGAAACAAGUUUUUACCAAAAGAUUCGUUUAGUUAAUUAUAUUAUUGAUGACGAUGGAUCAGUUUUUGAUGUAGCAAUUUUAGCAAGUAUCACAGCAUUACUUACACGUUUGUUUAAUAAAAAAUGA
This is a messenger RNA of Entamoeba dispar SAW760, 438 nucleotides long. RefSeq lists its product as uncharacterized. Gene Ontology annotation, cellular component: cytoplasmic exosome (RNase complex); nuclear exosome (RNase complex). The transcript has a single exon. Bases 1 to 438 code for a protein of 145 amino acids. Gene Ontology annotation, biological process: exonucleolytic trimming to generate mature 3'-end of 5.8S rRNA from tricistronic rRNA transcript (SSU-rRNA, 5.8S rRNA, LSU-rRNA); TRAMP-dependent tRNA surveillance pathway; U1 snRNA 3'-end processing. The record is from RefSeq and is a predicted model, not a curated record. Lineage: Eukaryota; Evosea; Mastigamoebida; Endamoebidae.